AUGCAUCGCGGUGUUGUCCUCACUGCCCGCGUGGUCGUCCUUCUCGUUACGUUGGUGUGUUGCUGCGACAGCGUUGCCGACGCGGCGCACUCGCCCAAGUCCGCUACGUUUGGCCGUACGCCGUCGCGCCGCGGUGGGACGCACCCGCGCGACUACUACCUCUCCUACAAUGCUGGCCCUUUCAACGCCAGCUGUGUCCGUCCACCGCUCGCCUCUCCCUUUCUCUUCUUUCCCCCUGACAACGUCGACGUCGAUGGCAGCGGCAGCGGUGGGUGCUUCACUGGUGAUGGGGUGCAGGUGGCGCUGUUGGACACAGGCCUGUGCGCUCACGUCGCCGAAUGGAGUCGGAACGACGUCACGUGCGCGAGUUUCGUGCCGGGGGUCGCGUGCGAGGAUGACGGUUGCGGACACGGGACGCGCAGUCUCAGUGUGCUGGCGGGGCACCUCCUCCACCCCCUAUCGCCCCCCUCUCCUCGUGCGCGCGACAGGCGGCCUGAAUGGGCGGAUGGCACACGCCCAGCGAAGCAAAGCACCUCCUUCUCACCGCAGCAUUACAUCGGCAUGGCGCCGCGCGCUAGCGUCCGCGUCUUUCGCGUGUUUGACCGAGACGGUGAGACGAGAGAGCGGUAUGUCACGAGCGCGCUGGAUGUUCUCCUCCGUGAAGCCGAGGCAUACCGUCAGGCACGCCUGUUGCACAGUGCGACAGGCGAAGAGGACGAAGACGAAGCUGCGGCAGAAAGUUACGCUCGGCCGUCCGUUCGUGCCCCCGUCGACAUCGUGAGUCUUUCGUACGGCGGUGAAGACUACUACGGCAACGUCGCUACGCAGAAGCGGAUUUACCAGCUUAUGCACGACUACGGCGUGCUGGUGGUGGCGGCCGCCGGCAACGAUCCCUACCACUUUGGCGGUGUGCGCAGCCCGGCGGAUAUGCCUGGCGUGCUCGCCGUGGGGGCAGUAAAGCUGACAAGCCACGGCGCACCCGCCGCUGAUCCCCCGCAGCUCUUUUCAAGUCGCGCAGGCAAAGCUGCAGGGACCGUUGAAGCGUCUGUUGCGGGUUUCGCAGGCCGUGGACCCACCACAUGGGAGCUACCGUUUGGUGCGGGGCGGGUCAAGCCGGAGCUUGUUGCGCUCGGCCAACACGUCUGGACCGUGGAAGGGGUGUCGGCCCCGUCGAAGAACGUUUCCUCUUCUGCUCCUCCCUCUUCUUUUACUUCUUGUUCACGGUUGCGGUUGCGGUCCAUCUCCGGCACAAGCAUUGCCGCGCCGAUCGUUGCCGGGGUCGCCGCUGUCGCCCUCGAAGCGGUACGGUGGGAAGCGGAGAGUCGGCGGCUGGACUCACCCGCGGCCUUCUCUUGUGACAGCAACAGCGGCAGAAGCAAUUCAUAUUGGAUCCAUCGUCUUCAAACCUCACUGCGGGUGCGGCAGCUGCUCCUGAGCACCGCGAAGCCCCUCUCCCCUGCCCAUCAGCGAACCAACGCACUUUCCACCCUUGUAGGCGAAACGGCCGCGAUGUCGUCAUCGAACACGACGUCCGGGCGUCAUCGAUGCUUCUCCUCCCACGCGCACCGUAGUGGCCACACUCAUGCGGCGCCGCACACCGAACUGGCCGGGCUGCCGCUGACACGGCUGUACGCCGGCUACCUGCAACGAACGAAGUGGAGUGUGCUGUCGCAGGGCAUGGGUGCGGUGCAGCCACGCCGCGUCCUGCAGCGCGUUCGCGUCUCUGCUGCUGCGCUACACGUGCCAGAAACAAACCGAUGUGAAGCGUUUGCGGUCCCUGCCUCUCUACGCGUGGGUAGCGGGUGGAUGCGCGAGUCGGAAGUCGAUGCACGGACUCCCUCAACGACGGUGACAAGCGAGCAAAAGGAGUCCUCGAGUUUGUAUUGGUGGCCAUACUCAGACAUGGCCGUCUACCCGAGCGCCGCGCCGCUGCUCUUCAACUUUUCCGUGUAUCUCUGCCCGUUUCUGACAACAACGUGUCGAACCGGAAGGAACUCCACCGCAGCAGAGAAGCGAAGCCCGCCGCUGCGGCACAAGCAGCAUCGUAGCGACGACAACGGUCUGCACGGCAGCUACGAAGCCCGGUUUGAGCUUACACAGGUAACGGGGCAUCCCUCACGCGGUCGUCCCACGCGAUACCUACAUGGAGCAAAAGACGCUGUUGUGUGGCGUGUAAGCGACGGCAGCCGCGGAGCUUCGCAGCCCGACGUUGUCGUCCAACGCAUGUUGGAGCAGCAUCUGGUGCGAUCUGCCGUGGAGUUGAGGGCGGUGGUGGCGCCGCCGCUGCCCACACGAAGCUUUCCGCUGCCAGCCACGUCGUUCACCCUGUCCGUCGCUCUCUCCGUCCCUUCCUCGGCACACACACGACUGCGCUACUGCGCACACGCCCCCAACGUGGUUGAGGAGGUAAAAAGAGCACCCAACAUGCGCCGCAGUGGGGGCGAAGAUUCCGGUGAGAGAGGGCACGCAAACCGCGACGACAGUCCUGCAAACGAGACAACAAGCGGUAUAGGGUGCGUCCCUCUCUUCCAUGCCUUCUCUUCAGUGACUGUGGAAGGUGCAUUGCGUAUCCACAGCCGCGGUAGUCGUAGCAAUCGUGGUGGUGGUGCUCUACACUCGUCAUCGUCUUCGCUACUCGUGAUUCCAGUGGUCAUCCGCAUCCGUGCGCCGCCACCGCGUACCCGGCGAGUGCUCCUCGACACGAGCCUCGACUGGUUCAACCCAACCGCCGCCGCCUCCGACGUCUUCAUCGCCGGCGACGACCCACACGAAGCGACAUCUCCGCUUGCGGGAAGCGACGGCGACGGCGGUCCAGCAUCGCGGCGGUCGUACGCGGAGAUGGGCGGCGACCACCCCCACACCAACCUCGCGUUGUUGUACGUCUACCUGCGCCACAGCCUGCGCCUUGCCGUGAGCUUCUUCCCGCUGCUGCACGUCGCCACUUCUCCGACGCUUUGUGACCGCUCUGACGAAGGCGUCGCUUCCUCAGCUGCAUAUAGUACGGCCGGAGCACUGAACACACCCAGUGGCGUAACCUGCAGAGCAGCAGCUGACGCGGCUGCCGUCAUCGCCCUUUCAGAGGCGGGCACCAUCAUCCUCGUUGACCCAGAGCGUCCGUUAACGCGGGCGAUGCGCCACUUACUUCGCGCGGCAGUUCGCCCGGAUUCGGGGAAGGAUGGGCUGCGUGUGGUGCUGGUGACGGAUUGGUUCAGUCCGGAGGUGGCGGCGGCGCUGCGGUGGGCACGCGAGGGGAGCGAAGACAACCAUCGAGGCAUGGAAGAAGCUACAGGGGCAACUGCAGGAGAGAAGCGGCCGCACAAUGCAACGGAGUCGCCAACGCUUUCGGCGAAACAUGUGAAGAGCAGCGGUGACAACACGCUACGAGCCUGGCGAAGCAACAACCGUAGUGCCAGCGACACGACUGCCGUGUCUGCAGCUGCAGCGCGCUCCGGUCGUGGAUUACGUGGAAGCUGCCACGUGCCGUCGUGGAAUCGCUGGUUGGACGAUCUCGCCUCUGCUGCUCCCUCUCUACUUGCGGAAUUCAACGGCACCGGUGCGCAGCGUGGUGGCGUAAGCGAUCUUCCGCAAGGAAGGUUCGCGGCACCCUUUCAUAUGAGCGAGGACGUCGUGGUCGAUGGCGUCUUGGUAGUGUCUGCCGGUCACCCAAACUCUCGCGACAACGCCAUGAAAGGCAGCCGCGAAGGCGGGUUUCGCUCGCUCGGCCAGCUCAACGGUGCGGGUGUGUUACGCUGGACGCAGUCGACGAAGGCGUGGGACGAAAGGGCUGCUGCUGCUGCUUCUGCAUCUGCGGGCCGCAUCACUGGGGCGGCAGCAGGUGAAGCCGUCGUGUGCGGUCUUACGCCCGCGUGGUCGUCGUCAACGCAGCGCCUCCGCAAACGGGCCGUCGCCACCGCUGGCGCCUCUCACGCUGCAGCAGCGGCCCCCGCCGACGACGACGACGAAGAAACGACGACCUACGAGGACACGUGGGAGAAUACAGCACGUGAAGGCCUCGACGGUCUCGAAGGGCCGCAUGAGUCUGUCGUUCGCGAGAACGGCGGCAUGUGGCAUCCAACUCCACCACACGAUGCAUCUCUUGCGCAUGGAAUUAUGGGAUUCUGGACGGUGCCGCCGGGGACUCAGCAGCCGCAGUGUCCAACGGCGUCUGGGCCGCAGCGAUCAGCCACGCCAGGCCGCGUCGCCAUCUUUACCGACUCCAACUGCCUUUCCGCUGACGAUCACCACGUGCAGUCCGCCUUGCACGAGUUGGACCAGCUCCUCAGCACACAACAAAACCACUCCCUGCCUACCGCGCCUAUCGACGCAGACGCGCUGCAGCGCCUCUUCGACUCCACAGCUGGGCGCCGCUUCGUGCAGAAGGAAUCCGUGCAGAGCUCCGCCUGUGUCGAGGUGAUGAAGGAGUUGCUCUACUGGACGCUGACCGGUGAUCCACGCUGGUGGCGUGCGGAGGCAGCGCUGCGCUGUGAGGCGCGUACCGGACCUCGACCCACCUCGCCAGGCAAGACGAGCACCAUGAUCGUUGCCCCGCUGUCGCAGUGGUUGGAAGAGGUGGGAGCAAGAAGCCACCACUCACGCGCCUGUGCAGAAGGGCAAAGAGCGCGUUUAACGUACCGCGAUGACGAAAGCAGUGAAGAGGAUAACGAUGAUGAUGAUGAUGAUCUGCUGCACACCGCGCCCGGACGUGCCAGCAUCGGCGCGGCCGUGACGCGGCUGUGGGCGGCGACGGUGUUGGCUGCGCGGGGCGAUGACGACGGUUUGUGCAAUACUGGAAACGAAACGGACCUCACGACUCAAGCAGAGGUCCGCAAAGCCGACUUCCCCUCACUUGUGCUGGUAGACACACCCACGACAUCGCAGAUGUUGGUCGAACUUGACGUAGCAGCGCAGGAUGCAGCGGAAGAAGAAGGGCUUCGUGCUCUGUCAGUCCGCUAUCACGGCAAUUGGGACGCAUACGUGCAUGAGUGUGAGAACCACCAAACUUUCGACUCGCGCUGGCAUGAUAAGGAGGCGCCACGCGACUUGUUUUUCCACAAGCGGAGUACAGCAGCAAGUAUGCGCCGCACAGGUACGCCACGUGAAAGGCACGUCAACGAUCUGUGGGUGUUGUUGUACUGGCUGCGGCACCCCGUCGUCCUUGCUCAAGCCGUCACGUUCGUGGCCUGUGCGUUGGGCUACUGGGUUUACGACAGACGCUGCUCACACGCACAGCGGCGGCGGCGCCUGACGAAGGAGCGCAAAGCAGCGUAG
Messenger RNA from Leptomonas pyrrhocoris, 5268 nucleotides. RefSeq names its product subtilisin-like serine peptidase. Gene Ontology annotation, molecular function: serine-type endopeptidase activity. Lineage: Eukaryota; Euglenozoa; Kinetoplastea; Trypanosomatida; Trypanosomatidae. The coding region runs from base 1 to 5268 and encodes 1755 amino acids. The transcript has a single exon. The record is from RefSeq and is a predicted model, not a curated record. Gene Ontology annotation, biological process: proteolysis.